This is a messenger RNA of Penicillium soppii, 1209 nucleotides long. Its product is annotated as Plant methyltransferase dimerization. Gene Ontology annotation, molecular function: O-methyltransferase activity. Lineage: Eukaryota; Fungi; Ascomycota; Eurotiomycetes; Eurotiales; Aspergillaceae. The record is from RefSeq and is a predicted model, not a curated record. The transcript is spliced from 5 exons. Bases 1 to 1209 code for a protein of 402 amino acids.
AUGGAUAUACAGCACAUUCAAAACUUAUUGGAGGACACAAAGAAGUCAGUUGAUCUUCUCAAGUCCGACGACUCAGAAACCACUCGUACUCAUGCCCUCGAGAAUGCACUGAAGCUAUCGAGGGCUCUCGAGCACCCACGAACGGCGAUCUUGAAGAUAUCAUAUUCUCCUACUGUAGUUAUGGCUGUUAAAGUGGCCCAUGAUAUGAAAGUUUUCCCGGUUCUUGCUAGAGCUGUUUCGCCUGUAUCUUUGCAAGAGCUCGCAGAUGCAAAACCCGCGCAUCCUCUCUUGGUCGAACGCAUGAUGCGGCUCCUGGUCGCAAAUGGCUUUGCCGCGGAGCCCUCGCCUUUGAAAUACCUCCCCACUGCUUUAUCCAAAGAAAUGACCCAACGCACUUCGAUUAGCGUAGUGGAAUCAAUCUUUCUGGAAUUCUUCCCUGCCAUCCAGAAAACCCCAGAGUAUCUCGAAGCAACAAACUACCACAAUCCAGACGACCCACUCCUCGCUCCGCUGCAGUACACUCACAACUUCAAAACAGACGGCUUCACCUGGCUAUGCGAGAACCCGGCCGCUCUUGCCCGCUUUAACAGCUUCAUGGAAGGCCAGCGCGCAAACAGACCCCAUUGGGGCGAUUGGUUUCCCAUACAUGAGCACGUUCUCGAUCAUCCGGAUGUGCGAGUUGACAGCCCUCUGAUUGUAGACAUUGGCGCAGGGCGAGGCCAUGACCUGAUUGGAUUCAGGCAGAGAUUCCCCGAUGUACCUGGUAGACUGGUUCUUGAAGAUCUUUCGACGGUUGUUGACGAGGUGCGCGGGGCGCAAGAUCUGGAUGCUGCGGGAAUUGAGACUGUGGCAUAUGACUUCUUCGCGGAGAAGCAGCCUAUCGAGGGUGCCCGUGUUUAUUACUUCAAGACUGUGCUGCAUGACUGGUCUGAUGAGAAGGCGAGGAUUAUUUUCAGGAAUUUGAUACCCGCCAUGAAACGUGGGUAUUCGAAGAUCAUCUGCGAGGAGUAUAUCCUUCCGGAUUCCAAUGCUCCUAGUAUUUCCUGCAUGACAGACCUGGCAGUAAUGGUCUUUUGCUCGGGACUCGAGCGGACUCGUCACCGCUGGACUGAUCUCUUCACUUCAGUUGGUUUGCAAGUUUCGAGAUUUUGGAUGCGGGAGGAUGAUGGGUUUGGAAUUGUUGAGGCUGAGUUACCUGAGAUCCAGUAG